Molecule: messenger RNA, 1971 nt
Organism: Apus apus (common swift)
Lineage: Eukaryota; Metazoa; Chordata; Aves; Apodiformes; Apodidae
Gene: COQ3
Product: coenzyme Q3, methyltransferase
Exons: 7
Coding region: 30-1088 (352 amino acids)
Biological process (GO): ubiquinone biosynthetic process
Molecular function (GO): 2-methoxy-6-polyprenyl-1,4-benzoquinol methyltransferase activity
Source: RefSeq, a predicted model, not a curated record
GCGCCCGGCGCUGGCGGCGGAGCGGGGCGAUGUGGGGCGGCGGGGCGGCCCGGAGCCUCAGCCGCGCCUGCGGGCGGCGGGCGGCGGCCGCGCUGCCGGGGGCGGCGGGCGGUGGCCAUGCUGAUCUGCCCGUGCAGGCAGACCUGAGAGGUACCCUUCAGAACUGCAGCAGCAAAGUACAGCUGACACCCAGCAGUGCUUGGCCUGUCUCUCUGGCUAACAGAAAAAGCAGUGUGGUCACCAUGAAGAGACUUUUCAGCACUUCACACUCAUCAGUGGAUUCAAAGGAGCUGAAAAAAUUCCAGCUCCUCGCACAUAAGUGGUGGGAUGAAGAAGGAGAAUAUUCAGCCCUUCAUUCUAUGAAUGAUAUUAGAGUGCCAUUUAUUAGAGAUACUCUGUUGAACAUGAGUAGUAAUUAUCAUCUGGGAAACCCACUUUCUGGAGUAAAGAUUCUUGAUGUUGGCUGUGGUGGUGGGCUGCUAAGUGAGCCUCUAGGUAGGCUGGGAGCUUCGGUUACUGGAAUCGAUCCUCUGGAGGACAACAUUAGAACAGCAGAUCAACACAAGUCAUUUGAUCCAGUCCUGGCCAAGAGAAUACAGUACAAGUCCAGUUCACUGGAGGAGAUUGUGGAAGAGUGUCUGGAAACCUUUGAUGUAAUUGUAGCUUCUGAAGUAGUGGAGCAUGUUGCUGACCUUGAAAUGUUUAUCAAGUGUUGCUCUCAGGUGUUAAAGCCUGGAGGUUCUUUAUUCAUUACUACAAUCAAUAAAACGCAGUUGUCCUAUGUCCUGGGAAUCGUGGUUGCAGAAAAAAUAAUAGGCAUUGUGCCAGAAGGAACACAUGAGUGGGAGAAGUUUGUUCCCCCUGAAGAGUUGGAGAGCCUCCUGGAAUCAAAUGGCUUCUCAGUCAAGACUGUGAAUGGGAUGUUGUAUAAUCCCCUCUCGGGGUCGUGGAGCUGGAUGGAAAGCACAAGCAUUAACUAUGCAAUGCACGCUGUGAAGUUGGGAGUGCAGGGACAGUCAGGGCCACCAGAUGCCCUGUCAGAGAUGGAAAGUGAGCAGCCCUCAGCCACAGCUGGCACUGCCCUCUGACUCUCCUAGAUGUGUGGGGAUGGACUGCCACCAGCAACAGAAAACAAGGUUUCACCCAGAUGGGCAUAAUAAAACCCUUUUUUAACAACAAGCUUGCUGUUUGCAUUAAUAGUGAUUAUGCUAUUUUUGGCACAGUAUUUUAGGGCAGUCUCAGUGAAAAAAACAAGUGCCCAUUAUCUUAGGAAUAAUUUAAGACUAAAAUGAGCAAAGCUUUUAAAGAGCAAGUAUUUGUAUAAGAAAGUAGUUUUAAAUUGUUGGACAGGGAAAUGCAAAUUAUUCUGUCAGCAGCUUGGAUGAAGCUCUUUAUGUGAUGGCAUUUUCAGUCCUACUAGAAAACUAGAUCUCCACAGAAUAAUAGUUCAAAUGUAGAAAGUUUAAAAACACAAUAGUGUAUGACAAAUUAAAUGCCUUAGAUAUUUAAAUUACUGAACAGAGUCAAUUAAAAUACAUGAAACACUUAAAAAACACUUGCUUCUGUAUUAUGCCUUUUCCCUGAGGAAAAAAAAAACACCAAAACCAAACAAAAACCCCAAAAAGCAGCAAGCCUGCUCUGUUAGGUCAUGGUGUUUCUACAGUUGAUAUGAACUAACUGCAGUGGUGGAAGAAGAGUCUGGACCAGACUGCUUCAGCUGGCAGAAGCCUCUUCACAAUAAAGGUAUUUUUAUCUGUGCCUGUUAUUUCAUCCAAAUAAACACCCAAGUAAAGGGAAGUUGCAGGUAAAUAUUUGCUAAACAAGCAGAGCUUUAUGCUAAAAAAAAAAUAUACAUUAGAAGUCUGCCCUGGAAUUGAAGUGCUAUAUCUUCUGGUACCAGGUUAAGGAAAAGUGUUGAUCUACAAUGAAACAGGACUUUGUAAAUAAAAUGUCUUGUGUCUGUUCAUGGUA